AUGAGGCAGCUUGUAGAGUCAGAGCGCACCAAAGAGUCAGAGCGCACCAAAGAGUCAGAGCGCACCAAAGAGUCAGAGCGCACCAAAGAGUCAGAGCGCACCAAAGAGUCAGAGCGCACCAAAGAGUCAGAGCUACGUCAAGCAGCGAAGGAGAUGGCGAAAAGAGCUAGGGAGCAUAGGAAGAUAAUGCGAGGGUGCCGACAUGUGGAAUGGAAAUUGCAAUCGCAGUCGUCUAAUACGAUGGAGGUGUCGAAGAUACUAAAGGAUAUGGCCAACGAUCGCUCUGCAGCUCCAACCAAGAUGAGGUAG
This is a messenger RNA of Trematosphaeria pertusa, 309 nucleotides long. RefSeq lists its product as uncharacterized. The coding region runs from base 1 to 309 and encodes 102 amino acids. The transcript has 2 exons. The record is from RefSeq and is a predicted model, not a curated record. Lineage: Eukaryota; Fungi; Ascomycota; Dothideomycetes; Pleosporales; Trematosphaeriaceae.